GCUGGUUUUGCUUCCCCACCCAUCUGACAAGACGAGUUCCGGGUUCUUUCGCUGCUCGCUACCGCCGCGUCGCUUCAUCACAACGCGCGCACCAUAAUGGCUCUUUUACUGGAUAACCAAUUCAAAGAGCUGCCUCCAGACAAGGCGAUAGACACAAAGUUAUUCCUGGAGACUGUCGCUCACAUUCCUUCAUUUUUCGACUGCUUGGGAUCAAAUGUAUUUGCAAUCAUCAAAUCAGACAUUAAUGGCAAUAUAAUGAAAAUUAAAGGGGUGUAUGUGAAGGAUCCUGCCAAGUACGUCACCCUGCAGGACAUUGUGGAGGCGGAGCGAGAAGCCCAUCCAAAAGAAUGGCCAAAAGUUGGAGCAACAUUAGCUCUGAUGUGGCUGAAAAGGGGUCUCCGUUUCAUACAAAUCCUGCUGCAGAGUUUGGCAGAUGGAGAAAAAGAUGAGAACAACCCAAACCUGAUUCGGAUCAAUGUCACCAAAGCCUACGAACAAGCGCUGAAGAGAUACCACGGCUGGGUUGUUCAAAAGAUUUUCCACGUAGCGUUAAUUGCAGCUCCCUACAAAUCAAACUUCCUCAAGGCUCUGUCAAAAGGAGAAGAAGUGGAAGAGGAAGACUGUCUGGCAAAUGUGCGUCAGUUCCUGGUGAAUUACACCACCACUGUAGAUGCCAUCUACGACAUGUACACAACUCUGAACGCGGAGCUGGACUACACUGUUUGAUGAUGUCCCAGGACAUCCGUCAAACCUCUCAGGUGUCAGAUGAGUCCUGUUUUCAAAGAUGUUUUUAAUAGGAUUGUUUUAUUUUUUCCUUCCAGUGUGGUAUUUAUGACUUUGAUGAUGCCUUUCUAAAUAUUACUACUAUAUUUUUGGUCUUAAAUUAUAAAAAAUGCCUUAAUUUUAAACAAAACAUUAUGCAGAAGGUUAUGUUUUUGUCCUUAUAUAUCAUUUCAAGUAAUUGAAGGAUUGUUCCAGCAACAGUGUAGCUCUCACUCUUAUGCAGAAUGAAGGUAUUGUGUGGGCUUUAUAUAUGACAUUAACAGUUAGUAACUUCUCAAGAGAAGAAUACACGACUGUAAACACUGUUAUUAUCACAUUAUCACAGUCAGAUGUUCUCUGUCUCCUGAGCCUUGGAGUUUCCUCCACUGUUAACCUGGGAGCCUCAGUAGUCAUUGAAAAUGUUAACAGCCCAUUUCAGGUGAGCAUUAAUCCACUUGUGCCUUGGUGUUUUUGUAAAAAUACACAAUGUUUUCAAAUAAGCUCAGAAUCAAUAUAUUUGUAAUUCCAUUUUUACCUCCAAAACAAAAGGGCUAAACCUGUGUGUUGUGUCUGUGUUGAGUCAGAAGGUGUGGUCGACUUGUGUUUGCUUUGUAAGUAUUGUUCUGUGGCGUGCUUUGUUCCUAUUAACAACUUAAUAACUUAUUGAUUAGAUCCACAUUUUCUGUAUGAAUACCAUUACAUAUUCUGUUUGUGUCUGGAUUACAAACUAUGAUCAAAUUUGUUCUUAUCACAAGAUCUUAAUGUUUGAUUAAAAAUAAAAAAAAAGUGUUA
Molecule: messenger RNA, 1554 nt
Organism: Sebastes umbrosus (honeycomb rockfish)
Lineage: Eukaryota; Metazoa; Chordata; Actinopteri; Perciformes; Sebastidae
Product: glycolipid transfer protein-like
Exons: 5
Coding region: 97-726 (209 amino acids)
Biological process (GO): intermembrane lipid transfer; ceramide transport
Cellular component (GO): cytoplasm; cytosol; membrane
Molecular function (GO): ceramide 1-phosphate binding; ceramide 1-phosphate transfer activity
Source: RefSeq, a predicted model, not a curated record